Calliphora vicina (urban bluebottle blowfly) is the source of this 2394-nucleotide messenger RNA. RefSeq names its product actin-interacting protein 1 flr (gene flr). Gene Ontology annotation, cellular component: cortical actin cytoskeleton. The record is from RefSeq and is a predicted model, not a curated record. Gene Ontology annotation, biological process: locomotion; sarcomere organization; actin filament depolymerization. Bases 108 to 1934 code for a protein of 608 amino acids. The transcript is spliced from 7 exons. Lineage: Eukaryota; Metazoa; Arthropoda; Insecta; Diptera; Calliphoridae. Gene Ontology annotation, molecular function: actin filament binding.
AUAUAUUUUUACAUAAUUUAUUUUUUUAAAUAAUUUUAUACAAAGUUUUUUCAAUAAAUAAAAAGUUAAGAAAAAAUCUUGCUAGAAAAAAGAACUAAAAGUUAAACAUGGCGCAGCAACAACAACCAGCCUACGAGAAUAAGUUUAUUUAUGCCACUUUACCUCGCACUCAACGUGGCCAACCAAUUGUUUUGGGUUCCGAUCCUAAAGGCAAAAAUUUCCUGUAUACCAAUGGCAAUUCUGUUAUUAUACGCAAUAUAGAGAAUCCCGCUAUUGCUGAUGUCUAUACAGAACAUUCAUGUGCUGUUAAUGUAGCCAAAUAUUCGCCAAGUGGUUUUUAUAUUGCCUCAGGAGAUCAAUCUGGUAAAAUUCGUAUUUGGGAUACUGUUAAUAAGGAGCAUAUAUUGAAAAAUGAAUUUCAACCUAUUGGUGGACCCAUUAAGGAUAUUGCCUGGUCUCCAGACAACCAACGUAUUGUUGUAGUGGGUGAGGGACGUGAACGUUUUGGUCAUGUGUUUAUGACUGAGACUGGUACCUCGGUGGGUGAAAUCAGUGGCCAAUCUAAACCCAUUAAUUCUUGUGAUUUUAGACCCGCUAGACCUUUCCGUAUUGUUACUGGCAGCGAGGAUAAUACCAUUGGUAUUUUCGAAGGCCCACCCUUCAAAUUCAAAAUGACCAAACAGGAACACUCACGUUUCGUUCAGGCCGUACGCUAUUCACCCGAUGGCAAAUUCUUUGCCUCAGCUGGUUUUGAUGGCAAAGUGUUUAUGUAUGAUGGUGCCACCUCCGAGUUGAUUGGUGAGUUCGGCAGUCCUGCUCAUAAGGGUGGUGUCUAUGCUGUAGCAUGGAAGCCCGAUGGUACACAAUUGUUGACUUGUUCCGGCGAUAAGACCUGUCGUUUGUGGAAUGUCGAGACUAGGGAAUUGAUCUCAGAAUUUAUUAUGGGCACCACCGUAGAUGAUCAACAGGUGUCCUGUUUGUGGCAGGGAGAACAUAUAUUGACGGUGUCGCUUUCCGGACACAUUAGCUAUUUGAAUGUUGAUGAUCCCUCUAAGCCAUUGCGCGUGAUUAAGGGUCAUAACAAGCCCAUAACUGUUUUGGGUUUGAGUGAUGAUCGCAGUACUAUUUAUACGGGUAGCCACGAUGGUGUAGUUACUAGCUGGAAUUCCGGCAGUGGUGUCAAUGAUCGUGUCCAAGGUGCUGGCCAUGGCAAUCAAAUGAACGGCAUUGCUGCCUGGGGUGAUUUUGUCUACACAUGCGGCAUUGAUGAUAGUUUACGUCAAUUUAGCAUUGAAUCGAAUGCCUUUACCGACUAUGUGGUCAAACUAAAUUGCCAACCCCGUGGUUUGGCCAUUCUACGCAACGAAAACAUUAUUGCUGUGGCCUGUGUCAAGGAAAUCACUUUGGUCCAAGACCAAAAGAAAGUCUUCUCAUUGCCCAUUAAAUACGAAGCCAGCAGUAUUGCUGCCAAUCCUGAAACUUUGGACAUUGCUGUGGGUGGUGAUGAUCAAAAAUUGCGUGUUUACUCUUAUAAGGGUACAAGCUUGGAGCUCAAAUGUGAAUUGGAUCAUUUGGGUGCCGUAACAGACUGUUCGUACUCGCCAGACAAUAAGUAUUUGGUGGCCUGUGAUGCCCACCGCAAAGUUGUAUUAUAUUCAGUAGAAGAAUAUAAGCCAGCUCAUAAUAAAGAAUGGGGCUUCCAUAAUGCACGUGUAAAUACGGUAGCCUGGUCUCCCAACUCUUUGUUGGUGGCCAGUGGUUCUUUGGAUACCACCAUUAUUAUAUGGUCGGUAUCUAAUCCCGCCAAACAUACCAUUAUUAAAAACGCUCAUCCUCAAUCUCAAAUUACUCGUUUAGUAUGGUUGGACAAUAACACUGUGAUCUCUACUGGUCAAGAUUGUAAUACCAAAGUCUGGCAUGUUGAGACUAUUUAAAUUUAAAUAACAUAACUUUUAAAUGAGUUUCUCUUCAUCCUCAAUUAUCUAUCUUUAACACAAAUUAUUAAUUACUUUAAAUCAUGUUCAUGGCUUUGAGGUUUUCUUCUACAACAACAAUCAAAACAAAACAAAAAAACCUUAACAGUUUUCAUCUAAUGCAUUUUAUUUGUACUUUUUUCACGUUUGCUCCUGCCUCCUUCUUCGUUUGCAUUUGUUUUUAAGUUUACAAAGUAUUCAAAACAUAAAAAGUUUGUAUUUUUCCUCUUCUUUAUUAAAUUAUUUAUUCAAUUUUUUGUAAUUAUUUUUAUGUUUUUGUUUAAUUGUAGAUUUUUAUUUUGCUUUUUUAAAAAAAAAAAAAAAAAUACACUCUUUUUCUAAUUCUAACUACGUUUUUGGAAGCGUAAUUUUAUAUCAAGAAACAAAAUAAACAUAUUUUGCAAUAAUUUUCAAGAAAAAA